GGCGCUUCCGACCUUUUCCAAGAUGGCGCCGGCGGAAGGGACCGGCUACCGCCGAGAGGGGAUGGCAGCGUCGAGGCUGGAGCUGAACCUGGUGCGGCUGCUCUGCCGCUGCGAAACGAUGGCAGCGGAGAAGAGGGACCCGGACGAGUGGCGUCUGGAAAAGUACGUGGGAGCUCUCGAGGACAUGCUGCAGGCCCUGAAAACCCAGGCAAGCAAACCGGCCUCCGAGGUGAUCAAUGAAUAUUCCCGCAAGGUAGAUUUCCUGAAGGGGAUGCUGCAGGCAGAGAAGCUGACCUCCUCCUCAGAGAAAGCACUAGCCAACCAGUUCCUGGCCCCUGGCCGUGUACCAACCACAGCCAAGGAGCGGGUACCCGCCACGAAGACAGUGCAUCUGCAGUCCCGGGCACGGUACACCAGCGAAAUGCGGAGUGAGCUUCUAGGCACGGAUCCCACGCCCGCCUGUCCGCCCACGUGUGAGGGCAGUGGGGUGGCAGGGCCCAGGCCAGGCGAUGAGAAACAGUCGGCAGCCGAACUAGAUCUGGUCCUGCAGCGACAUCAGAACCUCCAGGAGAAGCUGGCAGAGGAGAUGCUAGGCCUGGCCCGGAGCCUCAAGACCAACACACUGGCCGCCCAGAGCGUCAUUAAGAAGGACAACCAGACCCUGUCGCACUCACUCAAGAUGGCUGACCAGAACCUGGAGAAGCUGAAGACGGAGUCGGAGCGGCUGGAGCAACACACGCAGAAGUCGGUCAACUGGCUGCUCUGGGCCAUGCUUGUUAUUGUCUGCUUCAUCUUCAUCAGCAUGGUCCUCUUCAUCCGCAUCAUGCCCAAACUCAAAUAAAGACCUGUGCUGGCCCCCCGCA
This is a messenger RNA of Herpailurus yagouaroundi (jaguarundi), 863 nucleotides long. RefSeq names its product unconventional SNARE in the ER 1 (gene USE1). Gene Ontology annotation, cellular component: endoplasmic reticulum; SNARE complex. Bases 23 to 841 code for a protein of 272 amino acids. Gene Ontology annotation, biological process: retrograde vesicle-mediated transport, Golgi to endoplasmic reticulum. Lineage: Eukaryota; Metazoa; Chordata; Mammalia; Carnivora; Felidae. The record is from RefSeq and is a predicted model, not a curated record. The transcript has 6 exons. Gene Ontology annotation, molecular function: SNAP receptor activity.